Molecule: messenger RNA, 1560 nt
Organism: Chaetomium globosum CBS 148.51
Lineage: Eukaryota; Fungi; Ascomycota; Sordariomycetes; Sordariales; Chaetomiaceae
Exons: 4
Coding region: 1-1560 (519 amino acids)
Biological process (GO): glucose catabolic process
Cellular component (GO): cytoplasm
Molecular function (GO): manganese ion binding
Source: RefSeq, a predicted model, not a curated record
AUGGCUCCCGACCACAAGGCCUGCCUGAUCGUGAUUGACGGCUGGGGUAUCCCCACCGAGGAAUCUCCCAAGAAUGGCGACGCCAUCGCCGCCGCCGAGACUCCCGUCAUGGACGAGCUCUCUAAGAGCGCGACCGGCUUUACCGAACUCGACGCUUCUUCGCUGGCCGUCGGCCUCCCCGAAGGCCUCAUGGGCAAUUCCGAAGUCGGGCAUCUCAACAUCGGCGCCGGCCGUGUCGUCUGGCAGGACGUCGUCCGUAUCGACCAGACCGUCAAGAAGGGCGAGCUCGGCAACAAUGAUGUGAUCAAGAAGGUUCUCGAUGCGGCCAAGAACGGAAAUGGGCGCCUUCACCUCUGUGGUCUGGUGUCCCACGGUGGUGUGCAUGCGAAGCAAACGCACCUGUAUGCCCUUCUCAGAGCUGCCAAGGAAGCCGGCGUCCCCAAGGUCUUCAUCCACUUCUUCGGCGACGGCCGUGACACUGACCCCAAGUCCGGCGCCGCUUACAUGGAGGAGCUGCUGUCCACCAUCAAGGAGAUCGGCAUUGGCCAGAUCGCCACCGUCGUCGGCCGGUACUACGCCAUGGACCGCGACAAGAGAUGGGAGCGGAACGAGCUGGCCCUGAAGGGCCUGGUUCUUGGCGAGGGCGAGAACAGCGACGACCCGGUGAAGACUGUCAAAGAGCGUUACGAAAAGGGAGAGACGGACGAGUUCCUCAAGCCCAUCAUCAUUGGCGGAGAUGAGGGCCGCAUCAAGGAUGGCGAUAACGUCUUCUUCUUCAACUACCGGUCUGACCGUGUCCGGCAAAUCACCCAGCUCUUGGGCGAUGUCGACAGGUCGCCCAGGCCCGACUUCCCCUACCCCAAGAUCAACCUGGUCACCAUGACCCAGUACAAGCUCGACUACCCGUUCGAGAUUGCCUUCAAGCCCCAGCACAUGGGCAACGUUCUCGCCGAGUGGCUCGGCAAGCAGAACGUGGAGCAAGUCCAUAUUGCUGAGACCGAGAAGUACGCUCACGUCACCUUCUUCUUCAACGGUGGCGUUGAGAAGGUAUUCCCGCUCGAGACGCGCGACGAGUCCCAGGAUCUGGUGCCAUCAAACAAGAGUGUUGCGACGUAUGACCUGGCGCCUGAGAUGAGUGCCGAUGGUGUUGCCGACCAGGUGUGCAAGCGCAUGUCGGAACAAAAGUUCCCCUUCGUCAUGAACAACUUUGCCCCCCCGGACAUGGUUGGUCACACCGGUGUCUACGAGGCUGCCAUCGUCGGUUGCGCGGCUACGGAUAAGGCUAUCGGCAAGAUCUACGAGGGCUGCAAGAAGGAUGGUUACAUCCUGUUCAUCACUGCCGACCACGGCAACGCCGAGGAGAUGAAGUUCCCUGAUGGCAAGCCCAAGACUUCGCACACUACCAACAAGGUCCCCUUCAUCAUGGCCAAUGCCCCGGAGGGCUGGAGCCUGAGGAAGGAGGAUGGUGUUCUGGGAGACGUCGCUCCUACCAUCCUUACGGCCAUGGGGCUGCCUGUGCCCGAGGAGAUGACGGGCUCGAACCUUCUCACUAGGGCAUAG